CACGCAGCGCGUGCGGGUAUGUUUGUGUCGGAGUGUCGUUUCGCUUCACGCUGAAACAUGGCAGCCAAGAUGGAGCUCGCUCCUCUCAGACCGUGGGACGACUUCUUCCCCGGAGCGGACCGGUUCGCUAAACCGGAGUUCGGAGAUUUAACCAAGUGGAACAACAGAGUGAUCAGCAAUCUGCUGUACUACCAGACCAAUUAUUUCGCUGUGGUCGUAGUGGUUUUCCUCAUUGUGGGGUUCCUGAAUCCAUUUGGCAUGUUUCUGGGAGGCGCUGUGGUGACUCUGGUCUUCAUGGGUUCAGUGUGGGCCGGAGAAAACAAGGCCACCAUCAAGAACUUCAAAAGGAAGAAUCCCACUCUGUUUGUCAUCGGUGUCAUGGUCAGCAGUUACUUUCUGCUGUCGCUGUGUGGCGGUGUCUUGGUCUUCAUCUUUGGAAUCACUUUCCCAUUGCUGUUAACCCUGAUCCACGCCUCUCUGAGACUGCGCAACAUGAAGAAUAGACUGGAGAACAAGAUUGAAGGCGUUGGGCUGAAGAAGACCCCCAUGGGCAUCAUCAUGGAUCUCCUGGAUCAACAGGAGGAGAAGAUGAACAAGAUUCAGGAUUUCAUUGAAAGUAAACUCAAGGAGUAAAGCUCAGCCAAGAGUGUGCCAAGGGAAGCCAGUGUCAUACAGUAUGGAUUGAAAUAUUCGUAGCAUCGUCCCAUGUGUCACAGUUAUAUCCCCCUGUACAUGUAAAAUUACUGAUAUUUGCAUUCCCAUUUUUUUUUAUUCAUUUUGGUUUACUUCAUAAUCUUUUAUGUUUGUGUUAGUUCACGCUAUUUAAAGUGUACAGGAGGAUAGAAAUAUUAAGGAUUGCACAAUCAUAAUGUGGCUUGGAUGUUGAGAUGCAAUUUGUGCUGAAGGUUACCAUAGGUCUGAGCAUUCCAAUGUCAAAAAAUGCCCAAAAAAACAGGUCAUUUCCUGUGUUGACAGUGCACUUAGUUGUACACGAUGACUGAGUAUUUAUUUCAGCAACAAAAACUAGAAUGUCUGACCAGGAUAUCCAAUGCAGUUACUAGGUUCCAGCUGUAUUUGAUCUAAAAAUUCUAUGUAAUCUCCUAUCAGUUUGCUACCUCAAAACCAGCAUAUUUGUUUUCCCUCUUACCCAUUAAACUCACAUUGCCAAGAUUAAUAGCCAACACCCAAUGAACUGCUUGUUAAACAGCAAUAAAUCCAAUCAUGUUACUACAGGAGCUGUAUUAAUUAUUAAUAUUAAUCUGAGACCGGUUUGCUUCCAGUGUAGACGUAUGGCCUUACUAAUAAUACUGAAGUGUGAAUAUUCCUACUGUCAGAAGAUUUGUACAUACAGUUCCUGACCAUACAGGCUGGCCUGAGUAUAUCGGCUCUGAUCACUGCUAUGCAACACUGAAAAAUGAAUGGCAAGUGCAGCUUUAUCGUUUGAAUAUGAUAUCAUGGUGUGUACCUGUUUGUUGUUAUUUCUAAUGUGUCAUUAUUUUCUUAUUACAGCAUGCGGAAAUGUAUACAACGGCUGCAGGAGGCAAAGUGCUAAAUUUUGCAAGUGGGACAGAAGUACUGGUUGAAUUGACAAUUUUAUCUUUAAACUAGCACAGUUCCCUGUUCAUUAGUAAAUACUGAACUAGAGACAUGCCAUGCUAUAUUCCCGUCAAAUCCCCUGUCCUUGUAAAAAGCAAAACUAAGUCUGUAAUGUUCAGUGUUCAUUUUAUACUCCUGAUAUUUAUUAGCAGUUGUCUCCUGUUGCUUCUCACACAUGCACUUUACCUGCAGUUUGUGCAUGCGACCUUCACAAAUGACAGUUGGAGAGAUUGCUCAUGUUUUAUGGAUGCUAUAUUCUAUAUUAUCCAUGUUUUAUGUGACUUUUUCAUUCUUGAAAAGUGCUGAACUGGAAGUAAAACAUGGCUGUCCUCUAUAAAAAUGCAAUUAAAUUGA
Amphiprion ocellaris (clown anemonefish) is the source of this 1950-nucleotide messenger RNA. RefSeq names its product PRA1 family protein 3. Gene Ontology annotation, cellular component: membrane. The record is from RefSeq and is a predicted model, not a curated record. Lineage: Eukaryota; Metazoa; Chordata; Actinopteri; Pomacentridae. Bases 58 to 633 code for a protein of 191 amino acids. Gene Ontology annotation, biological process: negative regulation of transport. The transcript has 3 exons.